CCGGCCAGGGGCCUCCAUUCUACAGCUCUUUAGUUGGUUCUCUGCUUUGUCCGGGGGGAUACCAUCUUUAGUCUCUCUACUUUCAGAGGUCAGUCAAUCUCCGAUUAUUCUUUUUCUUUUUUUCCCUUUUUCACCCAUUUCUCUGUUGCUCCAUGUCUCCAUUCACAGUCCAUCAGCACGAAUAUCACCUAUAACUUUCGGCCAUGCUUCACAAGUUUCCAAACAUCUUUAAUUCAAUUCAGUCUACAAGAAUUAAAGCCCUAAACCCAUGGAACUCCCUGUAUAGAUAUUGUCAUUUUAAGAAAAAGGUGGGUUUUGAUUCUUUAAACUCGACAUCGACUUUGGCAUCAAAAACUGCCCAAAACAGUGUUGCAAUAUUCUGGGAUUUGGAUAACAAGCCCCCAAAUUCAUUCCCUCCUUUUGAAGCUGCUAUCAAGUUGAAAACGGCAGCUUCUUCAUUCGGGGUUGUUAGGUCCAUGGUAGCCUAUGCUAAUCAUCAUGCUUUUGGCUAUGUACCAAAAGUUGUUAGGGAGCAGAGGAAAGAGAGGAAAUUGUUGAAUCAGUUAGAGAAUAAGGGUGUGAUUAAGUCAGUUGAGCCCUAUUUUUGUAGAGUUUGUGGGAGAAGAUUUUACACUAAUGAGAAACUUAUUAAUCAUUUUAAGCAAAUUCACGAGCGUGAACAUCAGAAGAGGUUGAACCAAAUAGAGUCUGCUAGAGGGAGUAGGAGGGUGAAAUUGGUAGCUAAGUAUUCAAUGAAAAUGGAGAAGUAUAAAAAUGCGGCCAGGGAUGUU
This is a messenger RNA of Theobroma umbraticum, 791 nucleotides long. Its product is annotated as zinc finger (C2H2 type) family protein. The record is from RefSeq and is a predicted model, not a curated record. Lineage: Eukaryota; Viridiplantae; Streptophyta; Magnoliopsida; Malvales; Malvaceae.